AUGGCAGCGAAACGUAUGAAGAAUGAUCGAGGCCGGGUCGAAUUCGCGGAACAAGUGUGUACGACAUAUAGCCACUCUGCACUUAAGAAAAUUAUCGCUCAAAGCGAUGUUCAUCUUGCGAGAAUCGACAAACCCCUUCUUGUGUUUAAAGUGUUCUAUUUCUUCCUCUUUGGCGCAAUCGCCACGGCCUUCCCGUUUUUACCUUCGUAUUUUGGACAGAUUGGUUUCUCAUCGUCUCAAAUCCAAGCUCUUACUUGGGUAAGACCGGUUGUACGACUUUUGUCCAGUCCAGUUUGGGGAAUUUUGGCGGACCGCUGGUUACCCAAGAAAAUGAUGCUUCAGUUUUGCACCUUCGUUUGGCUCAUAGGGACUAUUUCAUUAGCUUUUGUCGAGCCCACUAGUCAGAUGUGCCAACUUAUUUCCCUCAACGACACAAAUUUGAAAGUUAUCAAUUCUACAGAGAUGCAAACCGGAUUUUUUCGGCGGAGAAGAACGGCUGAGUUCUUCGAGAUGCGGUCCAAGCUGAUUCCUAAAGUACUUAAAGUAAAUUUGACUUCUGGUGGCUCAGAGAGUGUGGAAGUUUCGUUCGGGUCGGGCGCAGACACUGCAGCAGUAUCACAGGAAAACGAAGCAUCUGGCAGUGGAUUUAUUAUCGAUUCUUUGCAUCCCAACAAAAGAAUGGACGAAUUUAACAAUACUGAUACAAAUAAGACUCACGACUUCAUAAAAAUUUUAUUCCCCCAUCAUAAAUCAAACUCUAAUGACACGCCCAAUCCCAACGAGUUUAACUUCACCAUACGAAACGAACUCAGAGAAAAUACCUCCAGGUUAUAUCAAAUAUUUCUUGGGGCCAUAGCGAUCGUCGUGUUUGAAGAGAUCUUCAUGUGUCCAGUGAUGUUUGUUGCUGACGCAGUUUUACUGGCCAAACAGACAGAAGAGGGUUCUCUUGUUGUAUAUGGAUAUCAACGGGUUUUUGGCUCUAUCGGCUUUUUGAUAUUCUUUUUAAUCACUGGAUCUUUAGUGAAUGAUUCUUUUCGCCCGGUCUGUGGACAUAUGUAUGCGGACUAUGUCAUUAACUUCUGCUUUUACUGUGUUUUAACAAUAAUUACGUUGUUGGUGUUGAUCAAGUUCGAAGGACCAUCAAGACGUCCGGAGGGUUUUCCGUACGAGACGCUUAAAACUAUUUUUCACAACAAACACUACGGAUCUUUCUUUGCUUCUGUGGCUUUUUUAGGGUUUUCACAUAUCGUGAUUUCGAAUUUUCAUACCACAUAUCUCAUGGAAAGUAAUAUUGGACACUGGGCAUCUGCUACAAUAAAUGCCUUUCGUCUGCUAGGCGAGCCAUUAGCCUUCUUUGUCAGCCAUAAACUAAUAGCACAUAUCGGGAAUAUAAACAUGAUGUUUGCUUCACUCGUAUUGAACAUGUUUAAUCAUUUCGCGUGCUCAUUUGUCACCAGUCCCUGGCAUGUGAUUCCACUCGGCUUCCUUGAAGGCUUCACCUUUGGAGGUUCGUUUGUGGCGUGCGUUACUUAUCUGGCGAAAUCAUCUCCGGUUGAUUAUAUCACAACUGUACAAGGUAAUGAGCUCUGCCCUUAUGCCGUUUAAUAUGUUUUUUAGAGAUAAAAGAGAUAUCACAGCUCGUUACCACAGCCUUAAUGGAACAUUUUAGGUCUUUACAGCACAAAUGCCCCUAAAUGGCCUUGGUGCCGACCAUAGGAAGCGUCCUUUCGCCAAUUUCUUUACCAAUGUCUUAACCAGUUGUUUGUAACUGUUUGGUAUAUUUGUCAGCUGUUAGAUUUUUGUUAUAAAAUCUAGUUUGUUAUAAAAUCUAGGCUGUACACUGAGAUUUGUCGUGCACUAUUCCUAGCUAGCCAUAUUGUCUCAUUUUAAAUAGCCUAUCACUUUUUUAUUAUAAUACGAACUUCUCCUUUUUCCCAGGUGUGUUUCAAAGCGUCUACUGGGGCGUGGGAGGUAUACUAGGCCUUCUUAUUGGAGACAACCUGAUACAUGCUGCCGGACCGACAAUCGCGUUCCGUCUCUUCACAAUGUUGGCCGUCAUGUUUAUAAUCGUCUUCACCUUCGGUUUAAGAUACGUGAACUUUCGAGAUCGCAAUUAUUACUCGGUGCUGCUAAACACUUUUAAUAUCUGCACAGAUACCAUGGACACUCAGCCGAUGAAUAAUGGAGAUGAAGGUGAAAGGAUACCCGAAGAGUUUAAUGCUUGCGAGCAGAUGACACAGGCAACCACUUUGGAGAACAGAGCUAAAUCGUCACAGCAAAGAAAUCCUGAAAUCCACUGUGAAUCCUUAUCGUAUUGA
This is a messenger RNA of Porites lobata, 2318 nucleotides long. The record is from the annotation of a GenBank genome assembly. NCBI's taxonomy places the organism in Eukaryota, Metazoa, Cnidaria, Anthozoa, Scleractinia, Poritidae.